Didymodactylos carnosus is the source of this 1998-nucleotide messenger RNA. The record is from the annotation of a GenBank genome assembly. Lineage: Eukaryota; Metazoa; Rotifera; Eurotatoria; Philodinida; Philodinidae.
CGUUUACAUAUUUGGAUAGAGCAACUAUUUUCACCAAUAACUGUUUAGUUUCAAGUUUUUGAAUGACUCUUUCUUGGUGAAAACCUGCAAACUAUCAAUUGGACUGACCUUGACCGGAUAUCUUUGAAUCUCGAAAUUAGUUUGCAUUAAUUCGAAAGUAUUUAAAAGUUCGAAUGGGUAUACAACAUGAGAAUGAAUAGACCACCGAACAACAUAUUAAUGAUGAUAAAUAAAUUACCAGAGACAGACAACAGCUGCGGACCAUGCAAGAAUAGUGUUGGACUUUUAAACGUAGGACUAUCUUUUCAUGUGUAAUAAACAAACAGUUCAAGCAAGCUUUCUUUCAGAAACUGCACUUACUAAUAUUGAUCUUUUCGAGAAUUUUAGUGUUCAGUCGAAUUAUCAUAUUCUAAUACGGAACAACUGAACACAUCGCUAGAUUAUUUUAAAAAUAUCUUGAAGAGAAACACAUUAUCACCUUUAUUUAAAGCAGCUAGUUAUCUUAAUAUGGGAAUCAUAUCAAACAAUGGUGACGCAUUAAAUUACAUUUCAAAAGCUUUAGAGAUCUACAAUCAAACACUACCACCUGAUUAUCGAGUUAUUGCCCGCUGUUAUCUUGAAAUAGCAAAAUGGAAUGAUAAGAAAUCCGUAAAAUGGAAUGGCGACACAGAUAAUUAUAAAAGAGCUCUAGAUAGUUAUCUUACACAUUUCAGCAAUACUACUGAAGAGACAAACCAGAUUCUUCUUCGAUGUUAUGAAGAAAUUGAAAUGACCUAUUUACGUGAAUUCGAAUAUGAUAAAGUAAUAGAAUGUUAUCACAAAUGUAUUGAAUACUUUCCAUUCGCUAAUUUUCAUGCAUCACUUGCUCAAGUAUAUACUAUACAAAAACAAUACAACUUAGCUAUAGAACAUCUAAAUAUAGCUCGAGCCAGUUGUGAUCCGAUAAAAGAUUGUUUAUUUAUCCAAGAUUAUUUGAAUAAAAUCGGUAUUAUUUACUACAAAAUAAAUGAGUACAAAAAUUCGAUAGAAUAUUUAGAAAUGUCGUUAGCAAAUGAUAUUGCUUACCCUACUGAGUAUGAACGUUUUCCAAAAUUAAUUCAACUACAAGACAAAGUUGCUUUGGACGUAUAUCAAGAUAUUGGUAAAAAAUAUUUUGAAGAAAAAAAUUAUUUUCAAGCAUUGCUUACAUAUAGAAACGCUUUAAUUAAAAUAAUAAAAUAUGUACCAUUAUUUCAAGAUUAUAUCAUUAGUUUAUUAGAGUCGAUCGAUGAUACACGUCAAAAAAUACGGCCCAGUAAGUGUCAUCUACAUGAAUAUCAAGAAUUCCUAAAAUUAUUAAAAAAAUAUAAAAUGGUACAGAGUCAUGAAAUGAAACAAAUGUAUGAAGCUGAUGUGACAAAAUAUUUAGUUCGAACACUUCAGGAUAAUUAUAUAUUUUUAUGUUGUCAUGAGAACAAUGAUCAUAAAAAGUUAAUGUAUUAUAAAGUAAUAUUGGAUAACUACAAUGAAGAUCAGUACCUUUUCUCGUUACCUUCUAAUGAAGUAGGAUUUAGUACUAUCAAAGAAUGUCUAAAGAAUAUAAAAAUCCUUUACAGCCAAGUAACAAAUACGAAGCAAAAAGAUUUAGAACUUCACGAAUGGCACAACGUUUUGCAUGGCUAUCUUAAAAAUCAUGCAGACACUGAAAUACUAACAGAUGAUAAAUUCAACGAAUUACAUAACAAAAAGUUGUUUAGUGAACUGAGACGGAAAAAUAGGUCUAUUAGUCAUACAUAUCUGGGUAAUAUUUAUAAAUGUCAAAGUAAUUACGAUCAAGCUAAAUCCCACUACGACCUUGCAUUAGAUUAUUACAACACAUUCAAAAGACUUUUUUAUAUUGAAAUAGUAACACUGGAAGCAAAUAUUGGUGAUAUUUGUAGGGAAAGUAGGAACGACAAAUCUAAUCCAAAUGACUGGUAUGAAAAGGCGAUAUCAACGUUAGCAUGUGCUUCAUUUUAA